Carassius auratus (goldfish) is the source of this 2067-nucleotide messenger RNA. Its product is annotated as cell death activator CIDE-3-like. The record is from RefSeq and is a predicted model, not a curated record. Lineage: Eukaryota; Metazoa; Chordata; Actinopteri; Cypriniformes; Cyprinidae. Gene Ontology annotation, biological process: regulation of apoptotic process; apoptotic process. The coding region runs from base 2 to 832 and encodes 276 amino acids. The transcript has 7 exons.
AAUGAACAGACCAGACACUAAGAUUAACUGUAAAUACGGAACAACACUAGAACACAUAAUGGAUCCAAAAAGCUUGCUUUUUAAGGUUACUGGAGCUAUACAAUUGAUUCAAAUGGAAAAUGCCAAGAAAUCCCUUGAUCUGUUCUCAACCUCCCUGUCAAAGUGCAUAUCAGUCUGUGGUUCUAUGACGCAGCAGCUCUUACCACGUUGGCCUCAGCACUCCAGACCCUUCCGAGUCAUCAACUCUGAUCGCUCCAUUAAGAAAGGCAUAAUGGCAGAUGACCUGAAAGACCUACAAAAAAAGGUGAUGGACGUAUUUCACAUGCACUGCAUCAGUGCUUUAGUGUUGGAUGAGGAUGGAACUGGAGUGGAUACAGAGGACUUUUUUCAGACCUUAAAAGACAACACUGUCCUCAUGGUCUUAAUAGUAGGACAGAAGUGGGCUCCACAGGAGAGAUACCUUCCAGGGCAGAAGAAAAUAAAAAGGACACAUACUACCAAGAGUGGUCCUGGAUGUGGCUGGAAAAAGCCAAGAAAAGACGUUGCCAAACUGACCAUUGACCUCUACAAAAACCACCCACAGGAUUUUAUUGGCUGCCUAAAUGUGCAGGCAGCCUUGUAUGGAAUAUACUCUGUUUCAUAUGAUUUGCAGUGCUAUAAGGCAAAAAGAAUGCUAAGGGAAGCCUUAAAAUGGACUCUCUUCAUUAUGCAGAAUACUGGACAUGUUUUAGUAGGAACUUCAUGUUAUAUUCAGCAUCUUAUUGAUGAGGACGAGAAAACAGAAGCACAACUGAUAUCGACUGCAUGUAUCAUCAAGCAGUUAGAACAUUAAAUUAUUGACAGCUUGGUCAAAUUUACAAGUGUGCACUGAUUGUUGAUGAAACGCUUGAUAAAAAAACAUAUUUGUGAGUUAUUUACCUCAGUGUAAACAGUAGGGCUGCCCUCGACUAAGGAUUUAUUUGGUCGACUAGUCAUUAAUUUUAAGAAUUAGUCGACUAAUCACACUUUUAUUAGUAAACCUUUUAAAUCAUGAUAAUGAGCCUUUAAUUGCCUACUUAGCCUAAUAAGCGCUCAAGCAUACACAUAAAGCUUUCUACAGCACAACCGGCAGAAGUAAUGAAUAUGAAUGUGUCGGGAAAAACCAGUAAGAUUAAACUGCAUAAACAUUUUAAUCAUCUAUUGAUAAGAGAUUGAGUCAGCGACACUGACUCGUCAUGGCCACAGUAGUGGAUGCGCCUGCAUGUAAAUUUCAUACAGAUUACAUAAUCUGAGAAUAUAUGUUCUUUUCAGAUUUUAAUUUAUUCAUUUGAAAGUGUACAUUUCAAUCUCUAUAGAUAUAUUUUCACGUCUGUAAGGCAAGUAUAUAUGGAGUGUCACGCUCAAGUUCACAGAGGCUGAGAUGGCAGAAAGCGCACGCUAAAUAAGAUUUAUUACUCUUAUCUAUAUGACCAAAAUGAGUAUUUUAAGAGCAAGUGACUGCAAGUAAGUGUGCUACUGUGUAUAGUCACUUGAAUAGCGCACAUUUUCUAGGUUAACAUUAGAUUGGGUGGCCAUUUAAAAUUGCUACUACUUAUACUACUUAUUUCAGAUGAUAAGCCAUAUUUGAGGACAGUGAAUGAUAGGCUAGUAUUUGGAUGAACAGUAUUACCACAAAAUCCAGCUGUUAAUGAUCUGUCCUUCACGGACUCCAUGAUCACACCACUUCCUCUGGAAUAGUUUUUUAUUUAUUUCCUGCAACUAAGUGAAAAAUUUGGUCGACCAAGCCUCUUCUCGUCAACUAGUGGUUAGUUGACUAUUAGGGGGCAGCCCUAGUAAACAGUAAAAUGUACAGUUAAAUUGUGCAUAUAAUGUUAUAUCUUACUCCUAAUAUUGCAUUUCUACAUCUAAAUUAAGCAUUUUGUGUGUUAAAAUUAGAAUUGUCAAAGUUAACAAGGUGAACACAUGAAAUGUUUUGCGAUUUCAUUUAAUUUGAAAUUAUAUUAUAAUAAAAAAACUCUUACGUAUACUGUAUUUUGAUUUACUGCAUUUAAAAAGUAAUGAAUCUAACAAUGUACUGUGUUUUGUUUU